Molecule: messenger RNA, 933 nt
Organism: Trypanosoma grayi
Lineage: Eukaryota; Euglenozoa; Kinetoplastea; Trypanosomatida; Trypanosomatidae
Product: putative RNA-binding protein
Exons: 1
Coding region: 1-933 (310 amino acids)
Molecular function (GO): RNA binding
Source: RefSeq, a predicted model, not a curated record
AUGCGUUCGUCUGACCCAACGGCCGUCUCAGUUGAUGACUCUUCUGCUUCCAACAGAGAGCCACGCUACUUUGUUGGUGGCAUUCACCGCCACAUCACACAGCAGGACCUUGAGCGGUACUUCUCUGGCUUUGGCGACUUGGCAUCGAUCACGUUGAAGCGCGACGCUGCGGGCAACUCGCGUGGCUACGGCUGGGUGCUGUAUCGGAGCGCACCGCCGGGUCUGAUACGACAAGAGGCACAUGUCCUUAAGGGGGCUGUGCUAACAGUCGAGCAGGCACGCAGUCGUGGCACCGCCGAUGCCCCCCGUUCCGACAGGCGCGCUACCAACAAUGGCAGCGGUGGCAACUUGCGCCGCCGCCGCCGCUCACGGUCCCGUUCUCGUUCCCGGUCAUCUUCGUCUUCACCCUCCUCCUCUUCGCUCGCCUCGCGGGGCAACUACCGUCGCCGCUUUUCUCCACCACCAUACGAUCGCUCCAAGGGUAAUGCUUCGCUGCCUUCGAUUGCGGUGGGGAGCUCUCGACUUCCACCACUUUCCGCGCAGUUAUAUCCUUCGCUGCCCCCCGCACAAGUGCAGACGCCCACACCAAACAACAACGCGUUGGUCUCCAACACUGGCCGCGAUCCGUCUACAUCCAUGAGCGAGACCUAUGUCUGCAUUCCACUGACCUUGUGCCCUCCCGAGUUUCUCAAUGACCCUCGUACGCUCUGCGCCAGAUUGGACCAAAGUCGUCUCAACAGCCUUAACAUUGUGCCCCAGCCACUCAUCUCCACGGCUGCGCAAGUGACAUUGCCGCCGCCGCCGCCUCCAGUACAGCAGCAUGGGCAGUUGAGCUCACUGGGUACCAGAAGCUCAGGCAACAACGUCGGUCCACCGCCACCCGGGCCACCACCGUCACUGCAUAGUGGUUUGCAGCGUGGCCCGCUGCAUUAG